AUGUUGCAGCUUGGUGGCUCCCAGGAUACGUCGCCUGAAGUUCGUGGCGUAGGAUUGUCAGACCCUAAACUGUCCCAAUCCAGGCGGCGGCUUUUGGAUUUAAUAAACCGGUUGCACAGCACUGGCGUGCAAAAAGAUAUUGACCUUCCCGUCAUUGCUGUUAUUGGCUCGCAGAGCGUUGGUAAAUCGUCGUUGAUCGAGUCCAUCUCCGGCAUCACUCUACCGCGGUCUAGCGGCACCUGCACUCGAUGUCCGACGGAGUGCAAGCUCAGCUACUCCAAGGAACCUUGGCACUGUACGGUAUCGUUGCGCUUUGAGACAGACGAGCAUGGCGAGCACCUCGGGCAGGCGCGGAACGUCGCGUUUGGCGAGAUCAUCUAUGACAAGGCGGGAGUGGAAGACAGGAUUCGCCGGGCGCAGAGGGCUGUACUGAAUCCCGCCACUACUUCGCGUCACUUCCUAGACGACGACGACGAGACCGGGUCCAUUGCCGGUCAGCUUGCGUUCACGACCAAUAGUAUCUGUCUCCAGAUUACUGGACCUGACGUGGCAGAUCUGUCCUUUGUUGAUCUUCCCGGCCUUAUUGCUAGCGUGUCUCAGGGUGGCAAUGUACGCGACAUCCAGCUUGUCGAGGAACUCGUCAACAAGUACAUCAAGAAGCCGAGCUGCAUUAUCCUGCUCACGGUGACCUGUGAAGUCGACUUUGAGACACAAGGCGCCUAUCGGCUUGCGAUGGAGGCUGACCCAGAGCGGAAGAGGAUCGUUGAAGAGAACAAUUGGCUUCGCUACAUACGGAACGAAAAGGAACCUCUUGAUAACGGAUGGUACUGCGUGAAGCUUCCUGGUACCAAGGAUCUAACGGCCGGGAUUUCUUGGGAGGAUGCUCGGGCGGCGGAAGACCACUUCUUCAGUUACACAUCGCCUUGGUCUACCUUGGAUCCCUAUGACCAGAAGCACCUUCGGACGCGCAAUCUGACGGAGCGUCUGAGCGAUCUCUUAUCGCAGCUCAUAGCAAAAAGGUUACCUGAGAUACAAGACGAGCUGCAAUGCCUGCUCCGCAGAACCGAAGAGUCGAUUCGAGAGCUGCCUUCGGCGCCGUCCGCGGACCCCGUCUCCGAGGUGCUGCACAUGAUUGGGAACUUUAUGCGUCAACUCUCCAUGGAGCUUGAAGGCACUCCCGAAGAGACCGGUCUCUUGCAGAAGAUACAGCCUGCGCACGAGACGUUCAAGAAGGCGAUCCGCACGACCGCGCCGAACUUCAGGGCCGACGUGAAGCGGAGUCGCCCCAGUGGGUCUUUCUUCGGCAAGGGGCGUCGCAGUGCGUCAGAUUCAGACAUUCCCCCGCCGCCGAUGCCUCCCCCUGAUUUCUUGAUCCACGAAGACGGCGAAAUCAUCCUGGAGAACCAGAGUCGAGUUAUUCACAUUGAUGAGGUGAUGGACCGGGCAAAGAAGGCGGUCACGAGGGAGCUGCCCGACAAGUAUCCUUUCAUGGUCACGAAGCUCUUCAUCAAAGAGAUCACGAGGAACUGGACGGACCCGGCCAUGAAGCUUUUCGACGUUAUCCACAAUCAGUUAUUUGAACAUGUGAAGAAGCUGGUCGUGGACGAAUUCGGGCGGUAUGCGGAGAGUGGUCUGCAAGCGCGGAUCAUGCUUAUUGUAGCAGACCAUGUCCAGGAGCGUAAGGAGCGCACUAGAGAGCGGAUCGAGUGGCUUUUGGGUCUCGAGGAGGAACCAUUCACAUUGAACGCACAUUACUACAUGGACUACAAGGACAAGUUUUUGGCUUACUAUAAGGGGUAUCGCCAGAAGAGCCAGAACACAUCGCUCAUGUCCCAGUUGGGUCAAGGCAGGGCCACAGAUCCUUACGACGAGUCUGAAGAGAUGGUGGCACCACUCAAUGAUUUGCAGGCGGCGCUGGCGGCCCUUGUGAGACUAGGAUUCCAGGGUGUGAAAGCGGAAGACCUCCCGAAGCUCUUGCCUCCGGAUCCGUUCGCGCCUGCCAUCGAGAUCAUGGCAGAGACCCGCGCUUACUUCCAGGUUGCUUAUAAGCGGGUAACGGAUAACGUGCCCCUGGCGAUCGACCACGAGCUUGUGCGCGGACUGGAGCAGGGUUUGGAGGAGGCUUUGUACAGGGGCCUGUCUAUUGGCGGUUCGGAGGCGUCGAGUGUUUGCAGGGCGUUGACGCAGGAGCCGAUAAACGUUUCUGCGAGGAGGGAGGAAUUGGUCAAGAAGAGGGAGAGGUUGGAGAGUGCGAAGGCUGAGUUGCUUGGAAUCUGA
Molecule: messenger RNA, 2277 nt
Organism: Gloeophyllum trabeum ATCC 11539
Lineage: Eukaryota; Fungi; Basidiomycota; Agaricomycetes; Gloeophyllales; Gloeophyllaceae
Exons: 11
Coding region: 1-2277 (758 amino acids)
Cellular component (GO): microtubule; membrane; cytoplasm
Molecular function (GO): GTP binding; GTPase activity; microtubule binding
Source: RefSeq, a predicted model, not a curated record